Coffea arabica (coffee) is the source of this 1353-nucleotide messenger RNA. The record is from RefSeq and is a predicted model, not a curated record. Lineage: Eukaryota; Viridiplantae; Streptophyta; Magnoliopsida; Gentianales; Rubiaceae.
AUGAAGGUGGCGGUGUGGAAUUGUCGAGGUGCAGGAGGCCCCUUGACAAUUCCCCAAUUGAAGGAGGGGUUCCAUGGACUUGGUGCAAUACAUGGGAGGGAGGGGGAGGUAAAGGAGAGAUUGGAUAGAUGUUUAAGGAGUGUGGGAUGGAUGCAAGUCUAUGAAAAGCGUGGGGAAAAGAACAAAAUGGAUCCAGGAUGUAUAAAGUUACCAGAAAGAAUUAAGGAGUGUAGAGUAGCAUUGAUCAAGUGGAACAGAACAGCAAAAGGUAAUGCAAAGCUGAAAAUCCAGGAAAUUAAGGAGCAAUUGAAGGUCACAAAAGAAGCGAGGGAGUUGUGCAACAGAGGAGUCAUUGCAACCUUGAAGAUUCAGCUAAGCAAAGCUUACAGGAAGAAGAGCUAUAUUGGAGUCAGAAGUCCAGAAGCAGAUGGCUCAAUGAGGGGGACAAAAACACUACUUUUUUCCAUCAAAGUGUCAUGGCUAAAAGGAAACGAAACAGAAUCAGUGUUCUCCAAAAAUCUGAUGGGGAAUGGUGUAGGAGCGACAAGGAAAUUGAGGAGGAAAUGUUUGAUUAAACCUGUGGAUGAGGGGGAGAUUAAACAGACCAUUUUUUCUAUGUUCCCUAACAAAGCCCCAGGAGUUGAUGGUAUGUCCCCGUGUUUCUCUCAAUCUUACUGGAGCAUAAUCAAUGUUGACAUUGUCCAUGGCAUUUCUACCUUCUUUCAUACGGGCAUUCUUCUUAAGACCAUCAAUGAGACCAUCAUUUCCUUAGUCCCCAAGGUUGAUAACCCUGUGAUGCUUGCUAAUUUUAGACCUAUUAGUCUUUGCAACGUUUUGUAUAAAAGCAUUUCCAAGAUUUUGGCUAAUAGACUGAAGAAGGUCCUUAAGCAUUGCAUUAGUCCAUCUCAGUCUGCAUUUGUUCUUGGCCAGCAAAUUUUAGACAAUGUUAUCAUUGCUCAUGAAAUUUUACAUUUCCUUAAAAGGCUUUCAAAUCUGAUCAAGAAAGUUGUGGAUAAUAAGCAUUUAACUGGAAUCAAAAUUUGCAAGGACAGUCCUAUGGUAUCUCAUUUAUUUUUUGCAGAUGAGUCCCUACUGUGUUGUAAAGCAAGUAAAAAAGAAGCUCAAAAGCUCAAGGAUGUACUCAAGAUUUAUGGACAAGCAUCUGGACAGGUAGUAAAUUUUGAUAAAUCUGCUAUGUUUUUCAGUGGGAAUUCUCCCAAGAGAGUUAGAGGGGAAAUUAGUAAGGUGCUGGACAAUAUGAAGGAGAUGCAUAGUGGCAAAUAUCUAGGACUUCCGAUGACGAUUGGGAGAGAUAAAAACCAGGAGUUUGGGAUUUCUGAUGAACAACAUUAA